Molecule: messenger RNA, 2000 nt
Organism: Harmonia axyridis
Lineage: Eukaryota; Metazoa; Arthropoda; Insecta; Coleoptera; Coccinellidae
Product: leucine-rich repeat protein 1-like
Exons: 1
Coding region: 134-1396 (420 amino acids)
Molecular function (GO): protein binding
Source: RefSeq, a predicted model, not a curated record
UGUGAUUUUGCUGUUAGUAACUGUUUUAGGUUGAAGUGAAUCAAUGUUCAAAUUUGACAAAAGAAAAGAAUUUUUAACAAAUGUUAAUUUAUAUCUUUAGAAGAGUAUUUCAUCAGUUCUGAGAAGAAACACCAUGAGGCUUCCAUGUACUCUGUCCAUACAGGAUAGAUGUUUAUCCUCCAAUGGGAAACAGUCGAAAAAACCAAUAAGUUCUACAGUGGCAAUUUGUAAACAUCCAAAGGCAGACAAACAUUGCUUGAUUAUAUUUAAUAGCAAAAAUCCGCAUGGAACCAAGUAUGAUUUAGAGGAGAAUUUUCUGAAAGCUCAUACCUCUUUUUUAAAUGAAGGUAAAGUAACUAUACAAUUCAAAAACCCUCCUCAUGAUAUCUACAUUCAAGCAUCUGUAAUUUUGUUGAAGCCAUUUAUCCGUCUAUUGCAUGGUAUUAUUACAAAGACUGGAAACCCAAAACUUCUUCCGAAAAGUAUGUCACUAAGUGUAACUCCUAUAUUUGUUGCACCUACUAAAUUAGUCAUAAACAAUAGAUCAGAAUAUCCUACUAAAGGAUUUCCACCUACUCUAGAAAGCUUAACAAUUGAAGGAAUAAGGAGACUAGGACUAGAUUUAGGAAUAAUGAAGCUGACAAAACUUAAAGUUUUGAAUCUUAGUGAUAACAAUAUAUCAAUGAUCCCAGAAGCUUUUAGUCUAAUGAAAAAUUUGAAAGUACUUGAUAUUUCUAAAAAUCAUUUUUACAAAAGCUCGUUGAAGGAUUGGAAAUGGCUUAGUGGCAAUUUAUGUGAUACUCUAGUUUCUCUCAAUUUGGCAGAUAAUAAACUGAUGUUUUUACCUGUACAUAUUAUUAAACUGAAAAACCUUCACACAUUAGAUGUUAGUGGUAAUAAUUUGAAAGAGAUUCCUAAUGGUAUUGGGUGUCUGAGGAGAUUGAAGUCAUUAAAAAUUAAUGAGAAUGCAAUAGAAAAAUUGCCUGGUAGUAUUAAAUGUUUGAAACUAGUGGAGCUCAAUGUAACCAAUAAUAAAUUCAAAUCUUUGAAUGUGCUGUCAUCUAAGGAUCAACUCUUACUUUCAAGAAUUACUGGAGCAGGAUCACUGAAAGAAUUGUCCUCUCAAAGAGUCUUAGAAUUGGGAUUAAGGUAUGAUGCAUCAAUUAUCCCAGCCACAGUAGUAUUUUACCUGGAUUCUGAAGCAAAAUAUUGCACUUGCGGUAAACCAUGCUUCAAAGUGUACUCAUUCAAAUGUAUCAAUUUCAAUUUGGGGUGUAUUUCUGAUGCUGUUAUCACAAAUCCGGUUAGUGGACUCUACGCGAAAGUGGAUUGUUACUUUUGUUCCCAUAAGUGUGCAAGAAUUUCUAAUGCAAAUCGAGUGCAGUUGGUUAGAUAGGACGCGGUAGAUUUGGAUUAAGUUAUGAUUUAUUUUGUUAUUCAUUAAUUCUCUUCGCACUGUAUUAGUCAAAUAUUGAGUAUUCCAAAUUUAUUUAUGAACAUAAAAAUGAAUUCACUUUUUUAUUUCAUUUUUCAUUUGUUUUCUUCUUUAUUUUCCCCACAUAGUUAUCCUCCAGAUUUCACGGGAAUUCACAGUUUUGAACUCAUUAUUUUAAUAUUAAUGAAUUUUUGAUAUCCAAUGUAUGAUUUUAAGAACAAAAGAGUUUACCUCUAUGGAAUAGUUAGGCUUCAAAUUUUGUUAAAAUUCACAAUUUUCAAACUAUGUACCUUUUAUAAUAUUUAUUGGUUUUUUGGUAUCCAAUGUACGAUUUUAAUAACUGCUAUCUUAUAAAAUAAAUUUCCUCUAUCAGAUAACAUGGACUUUAUUCAAUAUAUACGUAUAGCAUAAUAAACCUAAAAAAGAUGCCGCAAGAUUUUAGUAUGAUUGUCAUACUGGUUUGAAGAUUUCUUCAGCUAGCUGCAUUUAUCUGUACUGUUUCAAAAGCAAAUUAUAUUUUAUAGCAAUCAUUUGAUUUGAGUUGCUGCUUACUUUGUGAAGUUAA